Boleophthalmus pectinirostris (great blue-spotted mudskipper) is the source of this 974-nucleotide messenger RNA. RefSeq names its product glutathione S-transferase, alpha tandem duplicate 1 (gene gsta.1). The transcript has 7 exons. Gene Ontology annotation, molecular function: glutathione transferase activity. Gene Ontology annotation, biological process: glutathione metabolic process. The coding region runs from base 200 to 871 and encodes 223 amino acids. Lineage: Eukaryota; Metazoa; Chordata; Actinopteri; Gobiiformes; Gobiidae. The record is from RefSeq and is a predicted model, not a curated record.
UGCAUACGCACCCAGAUGACCUCGAUGCCUUUACCACGCCCAAAUCAGACCAAAGCAGUAAAACAAGUCUGAGCAACAGCCUCUUGCACCAGUCACCAGUUUGGGGGUGUUUCUCCAGUCCUCUCAAACAAACCUUACUGAUUUACCCUCGCGAAGGAUUUUACCUACUUCUUAUCUCCUGCAUAAAACAAUUCAAAACAUGUCUGAUAAAGUAGUACUAUACUAUUUCAAUGGAAGGGGGAAAAUGGAGUCAAUCCGCUGGCUUCUAACGGUGGCCAAAGUUGAGUUUGAGGAGGUUUUUCUCACAACCCGUGAUCAAUAUCUAAAACUUCUCGAAGAUGGAGCGCUCAUGUUUCAGCAGGUUCCUCUUGUUGAAAUGGAUGGCAUGAAACUCAUCCAAACAAAAGCGAUACUGCAAUACAUGGCAGAGAAGUACAAUCUUCAUGGGAAUGAUCUCAAAGAGAAAGUCAUGGUCAACAUGUAUGCAGAGGGAUUAAUGGACCUUAUGGAGAUGAUUAUGAUUCUGCCAUUUUCUUCAGACGCCUCCCAAAAACUUGACAACAUUGAAAAAAAGUCCAAAGAGCGUUACCUGCCUGUGUUUGAAAAGGCACUGUCAGGACAGACCUACUUGGUUGGAGGAAAACUGACCUAUGCUGAUGUGCUGUUGCUGGAAUGCUCACUGAUGCUGGAGGAGAAAUUUUCACAGAUCCUCUCCAACUUCCCCAACAUUAAGGCUUUUCAGGAGAGGCUGACUAAAACUGAAGCUGUUAGCAGGUUUCUGAAGCCUGGUAGUCAGAGGAAGUCACAACCUGAUGACAACUAUGUGAAGACUGUUAUGGAAGUGUUUGCUCUCUCCAAAUUAUCACUUUAAAAGAUUUUUACUUAAUGGCUGCUCCACACUAUAAUUCACAAACAACAUUGAAAUUAUUAUAUGCUUUGUAAAUAUAAAUACAAAUAAAGCAUAAUUAAAAACA